CAAAAACUAGCUAUAGCACACAGAGAGACAAUCUCAAAACAUUCUUUCUCGCACUAACUCUACCAGCUCCGGACAAAGGAAGCUGCCUAAUCUCUCUCUCUCUCUCUCACUUAUUCCCUUUCUUGCCUUACCCUUUUUCUUCAUCAUCUUCUUAAUUCAUGGAUACUACAGCUCCAUGGCAACAUGAGGAAAGUGGAUUUGGUAUGGGAGAAUUAAUGGGGUCAAAUAACAAUAACAACAAUAAUAAUGAUAACAAUGGAGAUCAGAAAAGAUCAAGGCCUCAAGAACAAUUGAACUGUCCAAGGUGCAAUUCAACCAACACAAAGUUCUGUUACUACAACAACUACAGCCUCACUCAACCAAGAUACUUCUGCAAGACAUGCCGAAGGUACUGGACCGAAGGUGGUACUCUCAGAAACGUUCCCGUAGGAGGUGGUUCUAGGAAGAACAAGAAACCUAGUACUACUACUGCCACCACUACCUCGGCUCCCUCGAACAUCAACACUAUCCUCAGCCCACAAAACUUAAUGUUGUCUUAUAAUUCUGUUCAAGGCGGCCAAGAUCUUAAUCUUGGUUUCCAGUCUGCUGCUACUCCUGCAGCCAAGGCCGAAGACGAUAGUCGUUUUGGUAGUGAUCUUCAUCAUCAUCAUCCUUCUUCUUCUGGUGUAAAUGGUAGUACUAGGCAGCUACUCAUGUACCCAUCUGGGUUUCCUUUUCAAGAUGAGUUCAAGCCUAGUAGCCUUGGCGGUUUCAGUAGUAGUAAUGUUGAUCAUGGGCUUGGAAGUAGGUAUAAUAGUCCUGGUCACGAUUAUAAUAGGGUGGUUCAUCAAGUUCAAGAUCACCAUGAUAAUAAUGGUGGAACUAUCUUAUUUCCUUUUGGGGACUUGAAACAAGCAGUUUCAAACAAUGGUACUGAAGUUAUUCAUGAUCACCAGACUAAGGGGCAAGGAAACCCAACUGGGUAUUGGACUGGCUUAUUAGGUGGUGGAGGAUCAUGGUAAAGUUCGUUCAAACAAGAUAAUCUAUAUAUAUUAGCUAUAGAAAGUUUUUCAUUUUUUUGGGGGCUUUAUUUGGUUUGAUCUUCUAUUUUUCCUAUUAUUAGGGUUAAAGUUUGCUACUUGCUUUGAGUUUUUCACUAGUACUUACUAACAGAGAUAAUUAAUUAGGAUGAAGAAAGAAAAAAAAAGAAAGGGAAGUUUCUAAUUUGGUAUGUAGUAAUCUCUCUUUCAUGAGUCCCAAACUCAUUUCUGGCUCAUGUAUUAUUAUAUAUUAUUAUUACAUAUGAGGAGAUGGUUUUUGUCGAUAUAGAUCAACUUGUGUAGAGACAUUAUUAUUACUCCAUAUCAAAAAGGAGUAAAGGCCGGGUUUUUAUGUAAUUAGAAUCCUAUAUAUAUAUUUCUAUCAGAAAUGGAGCAUAAUGAGUAUUGCAUGGUUUAUCUUAA
Messenger RNA from Humulus lupulus (European hop), 1442 nucleotides. Its product is annotated as dof zinc finger protein DOF2.5-like. Bases 159 to 1001 code for a protein of 280 amino acids. NCBI's taxonomy places the organism in Eukaryota, Viridiplantae, Streptophyta, Magnoliopsida, Rosales, Cannabaceae. The transcript is spliced from 2 exons. Gene Ontology annotation, biological process: regulation of DNA-templated transcription. The record is from RefSeq and is a predicted model, not a curated record. Gene Ontology annotation, molecular function: DNA-binding transcription factor activity; DNA binding.